This is a messenger RNA of Cryptococcus wingfieldii CBS 7118, 462 nucleotides long. RefSeq lists its product as hypothetical. Lineage: Eukaryota; Fungi; Basidiomycota; Tremellomycetes; Tremellales; Cryptococcaceae. The record is from RefSeq and is a predicted model, not a curated record. Bases 1 to 462 code for a protein of 153 amino acids. The transcript is spliced from 2 exons.
AUGGCAAAUCUCUCGACUGAUUUCGUCAGAGCGGCCGAGCAAGGAGCAGACCCCAGCCCAGUCUUCGUCGAUGCUGCCCGUCAUUUGACUGAUCUCCAUGAGCGAGGGUACAUCGAAGACCUUUGGGAACUAUGGAGAUCCCUCAGGGAGAUGGGGCAAUAUGAUAUACCUCCCAUCCUGUUCUUUCCCUUCCAAGAUCCAAGAAAAGACAUUGACAUAACUCUCAAAAUUAGGUUAAGAACAGGCGGAUUCGAGUUGAUGGAACCUCGUAAUAAAGGCUGGGAAGAGGAAGGGAGUGUUUGGAAGCAGGUGAAUGACAACCACAGAUUAGUGGAGGCAGCUGCUGACACGAGUGGGCGCAGAGAAUGGGUGUACGUCAUCAAUGAGGCUGAUGUCCCAUCACUCCAGUACACCAAGAAUGUCAGACAUGUGAGGAAUUCUCAGAAUCUCGAAACCGUGUAG